AUGGUGCAAGCUGCCGACGAUGUCGACCACACCCUCAUAUCCAACCUUGCGGCUCGUCUCCAGCAUCUCGCGGACGACGUAGAGCGAGUCUACGCCACCGGAUCUCGAAAUGUGCGCACAGUCCUGCGGCGACAGUAUAUCAACACCGUUCAUCCAACAACUGCUCGACCGCUAUGUCGACUUCUUGGCGAGGAUCAACUGAUGAAAGCCCUCCGUCGGUUAUCACUCAAACUAGCUCUUUUCACCCUGGCUCGGGUUUACGAUGAAUGCCAUGUUGCUUUGUGUCGGGAGAUCGCCGCUGCCCGGAAAGGUGAAAUCCUUUACGAGGGGUUCAGACGAAAUCCGUGUGUUGAUCUACGACUUCUUGCUGAUCAAAUUGGUUUGCAUAAGGAGGUUGUUGACGACCAAAUAUUGCUGGAAACCACUUUUGAUGAUGUGGCGCCACUACGGGCCAUGUGGAAGCCUGUCCAUCCCAUGUCCUUUGACAACCUGUCACCGUUGCAUUCUCUUUCCGAUCUGUUACCCGGUGAGCAGUGGCCUAGCCAUGAGUAUGCCGGUAUCGGUGGGGGCGGAGGCUCGGAUAUCAUUAGUGCAAGUUUGCUGGGGCACCUAUUGCGACAGCAUAAGAAGCAAAUGGAUCUUUUGGUCUCGACUCGAACCUGGGCGACGGGAUCUCAGGGCAAAAAGGGGUCAAAGUUGGGGAUCAAGCGUGAGGUAUACAAUCACGGUGGAGCAGUGGAAGCGCACGGGCGACCUGUCGCUGGAACGUUUCGAGUGAAAAAUGACACUACCGCCGAGGGCCGCGAUCUCGAAGCCAUUCCCCUCCCCUAUCAUUCCCAGAUAUUUAUGGUCCUCGACCAGGGCGAAUCUAGGUCUCAGAUCUCCGAGGACGACAAGGCCGAUCUUACCGAUCAAUUUCAUGCUGUGCUGGAUCAGGCUCGGCGUCCAAUAGAAACUGUUCUCAUAGUAGACACAGGUGGGGAUGUCUUCGGCGCCGAUUCCAACGGCGCCACGACGCCAGAUCAAGAUUAUCGGGUCCAGAAAGCAAUCAACCGUCUCUCACCCGAGUACAAUCUCGUGACGGUGGUGGUGGCUCCAGGUGUCGACGCUCCCAAUGACGCGCCGCAAAAGGCCUCAAAAGCUGGUGGUGUGGUUUAUAAACCGACGAAAGACGAGAAAUUGAUGCUUCUUGAUCUGCUCGCGACUAAAUAUAGAAUGGACGGAUCAGACCCCAACCGAUUCGGCAAGACAACACUCGCGUUGCAGGCCCGAUUGCGGGGAGUGGUUGGAUGGACUUCGUUGGAUCUGCCACAUUAUGUCAUUGACACGUGGGAGAAUCCCUGGAACAGCUUCGUGUACAUCCGGGAGUGCAUGAGCGACAUUAUUUUGAUGCCAACACCAAAGUUACUGCCACUGAUUGAGCCGACAAGCGGAAAAGGAAGCCCAUGA
Molecule: messenger RNA, 1449 nt
Organism: Fonsecaea nubica
Lineage: Eukaryota; Fungi; Ascomycota; Eurotiomycetes; Chaetothyriales; Herpotrichiellaceae
Exons: 1
Coding region: 1-1449 (482 amino acids)
Source: RefSeq, a predicted model, not a curated record